GAACCAAGGCGAUAUGUGCGCCAGGCGUCGUACAAUCGGACCGCUGAAAAGCGAUGCCAAACGGGAGUAGCAAAGCGAAAACAAGAUGUGAUCAGGCGGCUCCCAGGCGAAGGAGCGGUGUCCCAGACGUCCGCUCGGCUUCAAGAUUGAACCAGGAGUCCGACAUUGCUUUACGAGCCCCUCUGUGCGGUGAUAGAGGGGAAACGCACACUAUUUAUUUAUUUGAAUACAAGAAGGUACAUUGGGUUUAUGAGAGUACAUAGCAUUGAUGUUUUUACAUUCUUGUAAAGCCAUUAAUACGCACAGCGUUUCGGGCACUAUAUUCAUAGCUUCUGCUUUCCCGUUAUAAUCCGAGGAGCUUAAGGAACUCAACUGCCUGUGACAACUUUGUACCCUGUAUAUGUAACCAACGUUGUAACCCAAUUUGUAGAAUAAAGUUUUGAAAAUAAAAUAAAUACAAGCACAACGGAGGUGGUAGAAGACAAAAGGAGCGUACUUGGGAGCCCGAUAAUUUAGCUAGGCCUUCGAGAAACCGCCGUCUUCCUGUCGAGCUCAUUAGGCUACUAUAGAGUCAGUGACUCUAUAGUAGAGAUAAAUUCAACAUUAAAGAUAAAUUCAACAUUAAAGAUAAAUUCAACAUUACAACAGGGUGCUAUUAUUUACAUUUUUUUUUUACAUUACAUUACUAUUACUACGGAAUAGUUCUAUUAGUCGAAAUAUACAGAGGACGGAUUAGUAGUGUACGAAAUCCAAGUGUACGAAAAAGCGGUCCCUUGUUUACAGUGGCACUUGUGUGUGGAGGGAGCCGCCUGUCCUCAGGCGGGGGUGAACAAUGUAGUUCAUACGGUAACCUACACUAACAACCCUUAUCUUCAACAACAACAACCAUUACCGCUGGUCUUCGCCGUCUCCUGGGGGGGAGGGGGAAGUGAAGGCGGCGGCUGAGGGUGCUAUAAUGGACUUUACCGAGGCCUAUGACGACACCAACACCUCGGUGGGCCUAGCUGCUCGUCUCGGGGACGCCAGGCUACUCAAGGAGCUGCUGCAAGCUGGUCGUCCCACUAAUGGCCAUGACAACCGAGGGUGGCGACCCCUGCAUGAGGCGGCCGCUGGUGGUCAUGUUGAUUGUGUUCGUUUAUUGCUUUUGGCAGAUGAUGUGGAUGUUGAUGCCCUAUCACAUGAUGGUACAAGUGCCCUUCGGUUAGCAUGUAAGCCACAGCCCUGCUACUGCGAAGUAGUGAAGUUGCUGCUUAGUGCGGGUGCUGAUGCCAACAUGAAAGGGGGAGAUAACUGGGCAUUGCCACUGCCCACAGCUGUUGCAAACGAGAAUUUGGUCACAGUUCGGUAUCUGCUGGAUGGAGGAGCUGACCCCAAUCGUGAAGACUACGACUCCGGUGUGCCACUUCAUGUUGCUGCUUCGAAGGGCUUAUUGGACAUUGUUGAGUUGCUUUUGGAGAAAGGUGCAGAUGUAAACAAGUUUGACGACUCUCAGCGGACAGCUUUACACGUGCUCACAUACAAUCAGAAUAAAGAUGUAAAUGCCCUAAAAGUUCUUGAGCUGCUUUUGGAAAAAGGCAGUAAUGUAAAUGCAAGAAUGCAGGACGGCACAACACCACUCAUGCUGGCUGUUCAGAGCAAUUGGAAGGAAGGGGUAAACAAGCUGCUAGAGCUUGGUGCUGAUGUAAAUAUAAUGAAAAAUGACGGUGUGUUGGCACUACAUUUUGCCAUUGAAUUUUGUGUGGAUUACAGUGAACAGCAGUUGUGCAGUUUUAGUGAAGAAGAGAGAGAGACCAGUGCUGACCGAGGGUGCAGCGAUCUUUUAGAAAAGCUCCUCGGGCUCACCUCCAUGGAGCUUCUUGUUCCCAAGUCAACAGAAACUCUCAAGUAUAGCCUCUACCACUUGGCUGUAGAGUGGAAUAGGUUCAACAGCUUGAGGACUCUGGUAGAGGCUGGAGUGCCACCGGACAGGUUCCUACAGGAGUGUAGCAAUGCUGCACUUGAUGAAGUUGAUGUCAAUCUCUUUCGUCAGGUACCUCUGGUGCUACAUUUGGGAACAAGAGUUGAUACCCCACUUGGUUUUCUCCUUUCCAAGCCAUUAACAAGAGAGAGAGUGGACACAGCAAAGUUUAUGAUCGACAGAGGGAGCUGUGUCAAUGCAGUGAACAGCGAGUGCCUCCCGCCCCUAGCGGCAGCUGUCAAGCAUCAGCGCAUCUCCUACAGUGAGGGUUGUCUGGGCUCGGAGAUCGUCCAGUAUUUACUAGAUCAUGGGGCAGAUGUUAUGUACAAAAUAAGGGAUACUGAUAUUAUUCCUGUAGCACUGCAUGUUUCAUCGCUCUUCAAUGUGGUUGCCUUCUUCAAACUCUUACAACAGGGUGUGCCAGCUAAUAAAAUCUACAAUUACAGUGCUCUCCAGAAGCUCAGCCAACAGUACUCCUCCUCUGAAUUUUAUAAAGUAUAUUCAAUGUUUCCUUGGCGUGUGAUAUCAUGGCUCCACACACUCAACUUGUUUGUCCCGCAGCUUGUGCUAGACACAAGCCUGCUAUUUGACCAAGGCCGAAUGGUUGAUGAUGAAAGCAUUACAAAAGCAUGGGACAACCUUGAUAAUACUAUCAGUUCCCCGAAGACUCUGCAACAACUGUCCGUGUUGGCAGUUCGACGUGCUGUAGGCGAGGCCAGAGGCUGGAAUGGGCUUCCUGCAUCUCUUGAUAAGCUGAAACUUAUGAAUUUACCACUUCCUCCCAUCAUUCUGAACCUUCUGCAGUUUACACAGAUAGAGUCUGAAACAUUGUACCAUUCUCCACCCAUUAGUGUUGUGCCCAGUUAUCUCAUGCCUGAAUCUCCUGAUGAAUUCCAUUUAACUGAAGAUGAGAGAGAUAACGAUGAUGAUGCUGAUGAAGAUGCAGAUAAUAACGAUGAUGAUGGCAACCAUCUGGAUUUUGAAGAGGGUAGUGAUAUAGAAGAAAUGGAAGCUGUUGUGGAGCAAGAAUGAAUUGAAUAGAAGCAUUCCCUGCAGAUUCCACUCAUAAACAGCUGGGCUAAUGUGUCAGAGGGAAAAUAGGAUCACAUUCAAGGGAGCUGAGGUUGGUGGAAAGUCUGGAGUACAGUCAAGUAUUGAUUAUCUGAAAUUGUGAUGAAUGUAGUCAGCUCUAAAACAUGUAUGUUUGUUCUGUAUGAAACUUUAAUGCGCAUUAUUAUGUUUUAUUGUCACCAUGUGCCUGUGCUGAGUAUAACGGGUAUGUUUUCUGUAGACAGGAUGCAUAAUGCUAGAGCUUCUCACGAGUAUUGCUCUCACAUUUAGAGAAGCUCUCACCUUUCCAAAAUUAAAAAUACCUUAUGGUU
Procambarus clarkii (red swamp crayfish) is the source of this 3339-nucleotide messenger RNA. Its product is annotated as ankyrin repeat and SOCS box protein 14. The record is from RefSeq and is a predicted model, not a curated record. Gene Ontology annotation, molecular function: protein binding. NCBI's taxonomy places the organism in Eukaryota, Metazoa, Arthropoda, Malacostraca, Decapoda, Cambaridae.